AUGGGAGUCGACUGGGAUGGAACAGCAGUUGGUUUUGCCUGCUUGGGAGGCUUUUUAAUAGCACUUUCAACGAUUAUUAACUUAUAUGUGAUGGGAAGAAUCACAGGGAUGAGUGGAAUUCUUUUUACAAUCUCGACAUGGAAUAAGAAAGAAGGCUUGAUAUGGAAAAUAAGUUUUAUAACUGGGCUAAUUGGAAUAAUUGUGUGCUUUAGGCUGGGGGUGGACCAUAAAGUUAGUGGACAAAAGAUUUUUGAUGGCGAAGAGGCUGGAGAUGAUUUAGAUGUGGCUGGAUGGAUUGUGGGAGGACUAUUUGUGGGCUUCGGGACAAAAUUUGGAAAUGGAUGCACAAGUGGUCAUGCUGUAUGUGGAGUCCCUAGAUUUUCUCCAAGAUCUAUUAUAGCAACUUGUAUAUUUUUGGGUUUUGGGAUUGCAACUGCCACAUUGAGGCAUUAUGAGCCAUUUUUAGAUGACACUUUGGACGUUAGCAGUGAUGCUUAUGAUAUCUAUAGAUUAGUAAGCGGCUGAGUUUAUUUAGCAGUUUUCGUUGGCUUUUUAAUACUAGCUAUCAUCACCGCUCUAUCCAAGGCAACCACAAAAAUAGGGAAAUUCGACUUAUGGGUCUCUUGCUUUGCAGGAGCUUUGUUCGGCUUAGGACUUUUACUGUCAGGAAUGUGCAGAAGGACUAAAAUUCUCGCAUUUUUAACGAUGGCUGAUGGCUGGGAUCCAAGUUUGAUAUUUGUGAUGGCUGUUGCAGUAAGCAUUAAUGUGGUUGCAUUUAACUUGAUUUUAAGACAGAAAAAAACCAUUAUGCAGUGCAAAAUUUGGAGUUCCUACAAAUAA
Molecule: messenger RNA, 840 nt
Organism: Blepharisma stoltei
Lineage: Eukaryota; Ciliophora; Heterotrichea; Heterotrichida; Blepharismidae
Source: the annotation of a GenBank genome assembly